Messenger RNA from Plectropomus leopardus (leopard coralgrouper), 3232 nucleotides. The record is from RefSeq and is a predicted model, not a curated record. NCBI's taxonomy places the organism in Eukaryota, Metazoa, Chordata, Actinopteri, Perciformes, Serranidae.
ACCUGAGACUGUUUCAAGCAAGCAUCCAGAGCACUAUGUCCUCUCGAUCCUUAACCAUAGUGUCCUCUGGACGGGGAACACAACUCAACAAUGGGGUGAAGAUGCAUGGCACUCAGCUCUCCUCACAGCCCAAACUCCUGCAGGAGGAGGACAGGGAGUCCGGCAUCGGCUCCACUCUUGACCUCAGUGACAGCUUUGAGGGCCUCAACCAACAUACCAAUCAACGCUCCAGCAAACCUUCACUUGGGGAGGCAGACAGACUAUCUAAAGAGAAAGACAGCUCUCCACAGACCACAGCAGUGAGACUGAGCAAGAUCAAGCAGCUCUUUAUCAAUCUAUUCAAGAUCCCUCUCCUCCUCGCCCUCCUCUUCCUCUUUGUAUGCUCCUUGGACACUCUGAGCUCUGCCUUCCAGUUAGCAGGGGGUAAAGUGGCAGGGGACAUUUUCCAAGACAAUGCGGUGCUGUCCAACCCUGUGGCAGGGCUGGUGGUGGGGAUCUUGGUUACUGUGCUGGUCCAGAGCUCAUCCACCUCCUCCUCCAUUGUCGUCAGUCUGGUCGCCUCCGGACUGCUAGAAGUGAGGUCAGCUGUUCCGAUCAUCAUGGGGUCCAAUAUUGGGACUUCAGUCACGAACACCAUAGUGGCAAUGAUGCAAGCCUCAGAGAGGACCGAGUUUCAACGUGCCUUUGCUGGGGCGACAAUCCACGACUGCUUCAACUGGCUGUCGGUGCUGGUUCUGCUGCCGCUGGAGGUGGUGAGUGGCGUCAUGGCCCGUCUGUCACACCUGCUGGUCACCAGCCUCAAGCUUCAACCCGGGGAGGAGGCACCUGAGAUGCUCAAAGUCAUGACAGAGCCAGUCACCAAGCUCAUCAUACAGCUCGACAAGUGUGUAAUCACGGGGAUCGCCUUGGGAAAUGAGGACAUGCGGAACAGGAGCCUGGUGAAAGAAUGGUGCCAGACUGACCUUGUUAUGCAAACUGGCAACGUGAGCACUGCAAACUGUGGGCCCAGUCAUGACUUGUCCCAUUCGUCACUGAAGUGUAAUCAUUUGUUUGUGUCUACCGGGCUGUCUGACCUCACAGUGGGCCUAAUUCUUCUGGCAGGCUCUUUGGCUGUCCUCUGUACCUGUCUGAUGCUUCUGGUCAAGCUGCUCAACUCUCUUCUUAAAGGCCAAGUCGCAAAGGUCAUCCACAAAGUCAUCAACACAGACCUGCCAUAUCCGUGUGGGUGGCUGGCAGGAUACAUGGCCAUGCUUGUGGGUGCAGGGGUAACAUUUGUGGUCCAGAGCAGCUCUGUCUUUACUUCAGCCAUGACUCCUCUGAUAGGUAUCGGUGUGAUCAGUCUGGAGCGGGCCUAUCCUCUGACCCUCGGGUCCAACAUUGGCACCACUGCCACAGCCCUCCUGGCAGCUCUGGCCAGUCCUGGGAACAAGCUAGCAGCUGCCAUACAAGUGGACCCAAAUACAGGAGACAGCAGGCAGACAACAGGAGCUCAAAAGAUUAAGCUUUAUUUUAUUUUUGCUCAAUUCGCAUCCGCCCUGCCCAACUGGUCGCUUGUAUCCAUCCAUAGUCCGCCCCAACUUCUCUACCAGCGAAAAAUUCACUUAAGUAUUUCAUGGAUUAAUACAGAGCUGUUCAGAAAGUCACUGGAGCUGCAGCCAAAGUGGCUGUGUUAAUGUGAGCACCAUUUGAAUUUUUGAAAUUGUCACUCUCUCUCAUCACGCUGCCAGCUUGGUCCACAUCGCAGGUAUCCCAGCAUGCUUUGCACAGCAAAUCAGUUGCUUCCAAUACAAAAUGAAUAGUUGCAGAUUUCUGGUUGCAUGUAGUCACGUAUAGUGGGCAUGCACCACAAGGUGUAGAGGCUGAAGAACAGGAAAAAAGCUGAUUGGCUGGAAAUACUCAGGAGCAGAGAAAGACUAAUGAGGCUGAUUCAGGGCAGGUGUGUAGAUGGGUAAGAGUAAGGGAAAGAGUCUAACAGAAACACUCAGUCCAGUCUUUCCGAAAGUCUGAAGGAAUCAGGACACAGCAGACUCUGAUACUUUGCAAUUUAAAGGAACAGCAUGUAAGAUUUAGGAGGACCUAGGGAUGUCUAGUGGUGAGGACUGCAGAUUGCAACAGCCUGAAACCUUGGCCUUAACCUCCCGAUUAAGGCCAAGCUGCUGGUCAGCUCUCUGUCUAUAUUAGGUGUCCUGCACCGUUGGCAUCCGUUGACCUUCAUCUGCUUAUUGUCCACAGAGUCAGCAUGUUGAAUUGGCGAUGGCAGCUGUGCAGCCCAUCGGUGAAUGAAAUCAUUGAAUUACACUGUUUGGCUUCUACAAAAGUUGGCAUCAGUGCCUGACGCACUUUUAAGUAAAAUCAGAAUUAUUUCUACACACUGGACCUUUAAAUCAAAAUGCUCAAUAUCUGCAUUAUUAUGAAAAAUGGCUCCAUUUUUGGUCGCACAAUUUGCAUGCAGACAGACGAGUGUUAGCUCAGGACAAUAAAGAAGGGUUUUAACACAGAAGAGGAUAUCACAACAAUAUUCAUGAAUUUUGAAAAGUCUUAAUAUCUUGAUAAGUUCUCAUAAAUAAAAGAUGAUGGUGUCAGAAUGCAUGCAAAUGCUUGAAUAAAAACUGAUCUAAAUCAACCAGAGAUGUUAGCAUUGCUCUUUAUCUGUGCUGCACUCAUAAUUACCUCCUUAGCAGCACAAACACAUCUGUGCUGAAUGCAACUGAAAUAGAGGAGAAACAGAGAGAGAGAGAGAGAGAGAGAGAGAGAGAGAGAGAGAGAGAGAGAGAUUACCAAGACCAAGUUUUUGGGGGCAAAACAAGCUCUCUUCCUGCAGGGCAAAGUGGGUGGUUGAUUUGAAAUUUGUGAGUUAAUGCUCUCUGCUACAGCUGUUAUUGCGUGCAGGCUGGUUAUGAUAUGAUGAUGGUUGUUUUUUCAGCAUGUUUGAUAUAACUGAACACCAGCAAAUGUAUUCAUACUUCACUUCAGUUACUUAGCAUCCACAAACUGUGUAAUUUAUUCUUGUUUAAACAGGAAGUUGAACACUGUUAUUAUCUUUAUUUAGAGCCAUUUGUGACCAUUAUUUUAAACUAUGAAUCAUGUUAAUGCCUACAAUUUCUCAAAUGUUUUGAUAUAUAUGUGAAAUGUAGAAUUACGUGUACACACAAUGUAGAACACAAUAACAACUAUAAGUGUGUACACGCAGUGGGAAAAACCUCUGGGCCAUUUGCAAUUUGGACCAUGUUGG